UACUUCUAGGGACUGCUCUGACUUAGAUAGAGAAAAGAUCAGAAGUGGAGUGUAUAAAAUAUUCCCGGAUGGAACAGCUGGAUUUAACGUGUACUGUGAUAUGACGACGGAUGGCGGAGGAUGGACAGUUUUUCAGCGCAGACAAGAUGGUAAAGUAGAUUUCUAUCGCGGCUGGUCAGAGUAUGUCAAAGGAUUUGGUGAUGUCAACACAGAAUUUUGGUUAGGCAACGAUAAACUUCAUGAUUUAACUUCUCAAGGAAGUUAUGAACUCAGGGUCGAUCUGGAGGAUUUUAAUGGUGAUAAGGCAUAUGCCAAAUAUUCUACCUUCAACAUUGGAGACCAGUCAACCAACUACAUACUGAUUGUAAAUGGCUACAGCGGAACCGCAGGCGAUGCUCUUGAGUACCAUAACAGACAGGCUUUCUCGACCAAUGAUAAAGAUAAUGACUUGGCUAGGCGUAAUUGUGCAGAAGUUUACAAAGGAGGUUGGUGGUACAACGACUGUCAUCAUAGUAAUCUGAAUGGGUGGUAUUUGGGAAAUAAAUAUGAUGACAAAGGCAUGCGUUGGAAUAAAUGGAAGGGAUCUCAGUCAAUGAAGACAACAUCGAUGAUGAUACGUAGGAUAUGA
Molecule: messenger RNA, 628 nt
Organism: Mytilus trossulus (common blue mussel)
Lineage: Eukaryota; Metazoa; Mollusca; Bivalvia; Mytilida; Mytilidae
Product: ryncolin-1-like
Exons: 4
Coding region: 101-628 (175 amino acids)
Source: RefSeq, a predicted model, not a curated record